UCUAUAACUUUCCGAUAAUCUCUCCUUAAAUAUAUGACCCAUGAUUCCUACAUUCUAACCAUAUAUAUAUAUAUAUAUGUAUGGAGUAUGGAGUAAUAGUUAUGGCCUAAUUUCCUUUCUAUAUAUGCCACAACACAAAACCUUGAAGCCUCAGUAGCAUCACACUUCAAUGGCAAUCAUCAACAUGUAUGCAAAAUGCACAAACUCCUAUGUUGUUGGGUUUAUCUGCACAAUUUUGUUGUUGAGAUCAGUAGCAGAAUGCAGAGAGGUCAAUGGUGUAUUGGAGAAUCUUGAGUACCCUGCAAUUAGUUGCAGAAAACACAGUGCAAGUUUGAUUGAUUUUGGUGGAGUUGGUGAUGGCAAAACAUCCAAUACAAAGGCCUUUCAAUAUGCAAUUGGGAACCUGAGCCAUUAUGGUUCUGAUGGUGGAGCAUUGCUUGUUGUGCCACCUGGGAAAUGGUUAACAGGAAGCUUCAAUCUCACUAGCCAUUUCACUCUUUUUCUCCACCGUGACACUAUCAUCCUCGCGUCUCAGGAUGAAUCAGAAUGGCCUGAACUUUCUGUACUACCAUCAUAUGGUAGAGGAAGAGACGCUCCUGAUGGAAGGUUUAGUAGUCUCAUUUUUGGAACAAACCUCACUGAUGUUGUAGUUACUGGUUAUAAUGGGACAAUUGAUGGACAAGGCUCUUAUUGGUGGGAUAAGUUUCAUAAGGGUGAAUUGAAACUUACUAGACCAUAUAUGAUUGAGAUUAUGUUCUCUGAUCACAUUCAGAUAUCAAAUCUCACUUUGAUCAAUUCCCCAUCUUGGUUUGUCCAUCCAAUUUACAGCAGUGACAUCAUAAUUCAAGGACUCACCAUUGCUGCACCAACUGACUCUCCCAACACAGAUGGAAUAGACCCUGAUUCUUGUACCAAUACAAGGAUUGAAGACUGCAAUAUUGUCUCUGGUGAUGAUUGUAUUGCAGUUAAGAGUGGUUGGGAUGAGUAUGGAAUAAAAUUUGGAAUGCCAAGCCAACACAUAGUAAUUAGAAGGCUUACAUGUGUAUCCCCUGAUAGUGCUAUGAUUGCAUUAGGCAGUGAAAUGUCUGGUGGAAUCCAAGAUGUUAGAGCCGAAAACCUCACUGCUAUCGAUACUGAAUCGGCCGUUAGGAUCAAAACUGCAGUUGGUAGAGGAGGAUAUGUUAAGGACAUAUUUGUUAAGGGAAUGAACUUGAACAACAUGAAAUAUGUGUUUUGGAUAACAGGUUCUUAUGGAUCACACGCUGACAAUGAUUUUGAUCCAAAAGCACUUCCUGAUAUUAGUGGCAUAAACUAUAGAGAUGUCAUAGCAGAUUACUGCAAUUAUACAGCAAAACUUGAAGGGAUUCCUAAUGAUCCUUUUACAGGAAUCUGUAUAUCUAAUAUGAGUAUCACAAAUAGUGACAUGAAGAAAUUGCAAUGGAAUUGCACUGAUGUUGAAGGUGUUUCAAGCAAUGUUAGUCCUGUCCCUUGUGAAUUGCUAUCACAGAAGGAAGAGAAGAAAUUUGAUUGUCCUUUUCCAGAUGAGAAACUUCCCAUUGAAAGUGUUAUGUUGAAGACUUGUUCCUUUAAAAGUGUCUAAUUCUUAUAGUAAUAUGAUUAUGAAUGUAGUUAAAUUUUGAAUCCAAUAUCCAUUAUAGUAAAAACAGUAUUGUGAUCUAUGUAUUUAGGAGAUUUUAGUGAAAUGAAGUUGUAUUACUAUUACAAUUUACAAAUAUAUAGUGACUAUUUUACAAAAUUUAUUUGCUAUUCAGCUUUAUUCUGCUUUAUGCUGUUUGACAACAAGGUUCAAUUUGUCUUUAAGCCUGUUUAAACUA
This is a messenger RNA of Arachis ipaensis, 1835 nucleotides long. RefSeq names its product putative polygalacturonase. Gene Ontology annotation, molecular function: polygalacturonase activity. Gene Ontology annotation, biological process: carbohydrate metabolic process. Lineage: Eukaryota; Viridiplantae; Streptophyta; Magnoliopsida; Fabales; Fabaceae. The record is from RefSeq and is a predicted model, not a curated record.